UAGUUCAUUUAUCAUUCUAGAUCACCCUAGCCGAAUCCGGUUGUCGCUUUGUCCAACUGAUUCUACCUCAUUCAAGAUUAAAUCUUCAAGUAAUAUUAGAAUUAUACUACUAUUGAUCCCAUCCUCUCUUUCAAUCAACCCAAAUCACUUUUAUUUCAAUUGAAUCUACCCUCUCUCUUCCAAUCAACUUCCCUGUCAAGACCCACUUGUGAAAAAUGUCUUCUGCAACUUUUACAGGUCCAAUUUCUGGGACUGGCUUUGUUGGUCUAAAAUCUAAUUCCUCAAAUCUCUGUCUGAGUACUGGUUCCAUUGGCUGGGAAAAGAAAACUGUCUCCAAUGGCUCUAAAGCUUACUGCAUGAAGACAUGGAAUCCCAUCAACAACAAGAAGUUCGAAACCCUCUCCUACCUCCCUCCACUCUCCGAUGAAUCCGUGGCAAAGGAGAUUGACUACAUGCUUAAGAAAGGAUGGAUACCUUGCCUUGAAUUUGAUGAGGUGGGAUGUAUUAGGAGAGAGAACAGCCAGAUGCCAGGGUACUAUGAUGGAAGGUAUUGGACACUGUGGAAACUACCAAUGUUUGGGUGUACAGAUCCAUCUCAAGUGCUGAAUGAGAUCCAUGAAUGUAAGAAGACAUACCCAAAUGCAUAUAUUCGCUGUUUGGCAUUUGACAACAAGCGCCACAUGCAGGCGAUGGCCUUCAUCAUCCAGAGACCUACCACCACUUGAGCUUCCAUAUUCUGAUGGUCAUCUUUCCCUUCAUUUCAUUUUCCUUUUUCUUUUUUUAAUUUUCCUGUUGGUUGAAGUAAAAUAAUUGGUGUUCACUGGUCUUGCUGGAAGAAGAAUAAGAACUUGUCAUGCCAUGCCUCCACUCGUUGGAGGGGACUACAAAUCUGAUCUGAUUUAGCUUUUCGAAGUGGUUUGAUGUUGCUGAUGUGUGAAACAGCC
This is a messenger RNA of Neltuma alba, 944 nucleotides long. RefSeq names its product ribulose bisphosphate carboxylase small chain clone 512-like. The coding region runs from base 216 to 725 and encodes 169 amino acids. The transcript has 3 exons. The record is from RefSeq and is a predicted model, not a curated record. NCBI's taxonomy places the organism in Eukaryota, Viridiplantae, Streptophyta, Magnoliopsida, Fabales, Fabaceae.